Protopterus annectens (West African lungfish) is the source of this 2253-nucleotide messenger RNA. RefSeq names its product radial spoke head protein 6 homolog A-like. The transcript is spliced from 6 exons. Gene Ontology annotation, cellular component: axoneme; radial spoke. Gene Ontology annotation, biological process: axoneme assembly; cilium movement involved in cell motility; cilium assembly. The record is from RefSeq and is a predicted model, not a curated record. Lineage: Eukaryota; Metazoa; Chordata; Ceratodontiformes; Protopteridae. Bases 23 to 1600 code for a protein of 525 amino acids.
CGUUUGUUUAAAAUCCUGAAGGAUGGAGGAGCUGGAAAUGCAGAAGGCCCUAAAGAAUUUGACAACACAAAACGCGAAAGCAUACCUGAUGAAGACCAGUAUGAAAUCUAAUCUUAGUCUCUAUGACCACUUGGCACGUGUCUUGAUUAAGGUACUAGAUGAGCGACCCAUGGAUGUCGUUGAUAUCUUUGAAGAUAUCAGCAGGGAUGUGAAAAGAUUAAGGUUUUGCAAGAAACUGGACACUCUGCGAGAUGAGCCUGAGCUGUCAUUUACUUAUGACAUGGCGGAGAUUCACAAGGGACUGUUUACCAAAGAGGCCGCAGAGGGAGUAGAACAGGAGCACGAUGAUGAAGCGUUGGAUUCUGCACUUCCUAAUGUGAUGGAACUGGCUUUCUUUUUUGAACAAGCUGGGAUUGGCCUGAGUCGAGAAGAAAUGUUUCGGAUAUUUCUUUCCUUGAAACAAUUGGUUGACACCCAGCCCUUACAAAAAUGUCGGUUUUGGGGAAAACUUCUUGGUAUUCAGAGCAACUACAUUGUGGCAGAGGUGGAAUUUCGAGAAGGAGAGGAUGAAUCUGAGGCAGAGGAAGAAGGUGAAGAAGGAGAGAAAGAAGGAGAUGAGGCAAAAGAUGAAGAAGAAAAAGAGGAAGCUGAAGAUGAACCUCCCAAAUCAACAUAUAAACCUCCACCAGUGAUCCCAAAAGAAGAGAAGCGAUCAGGCACCAAUAAGUACACCUACUUUGUGUGCAAUGAACCAGGAAAACCUUGGGUAAAAUUGCCACAUGUUACACCAGGGCAAAUUGUGGCAGCAAGGAAAAUUAAAAAGUUUUUUACAGGAAACUUGGAUACACCAAUUGUCAGUUACCCCCCUUUUCCUGGAAAUGAAGCAAAUUACUUACGAGCACAGAUUGCACGAAUCUCUGCGGGAACUCAAGUAAGCCCUCUUGGCUUUUACCAGUUUGGAGAGGAGGAGGAAGAAGAAGGAGAGGAAGGAGCAGCAAGAGAAACAUAUGAGGAAAACCCUGAGUUUGAAGGAAUACCUGUCCUAGACCUGGUGGAAAGUCUUUCAAAUUGGGUGCAUCAUGUGCAACAUAUUUUACCUCAAGGUCGCUGUGUGUGGUUUAACCCAACUCAGAAAGCAGAAGACGAAUUUGAAGAAGAAGGAGAGGAAGAGGAAAAAGAGGAACCAGAUGAGCCAGAACCUGAAGUGGGACCACCUCUCCUAACUCCACUAUCUGAAGAUACAGAAAUCAGUCAGAUUUCUCCAUGGUCGACAAAGCUGUCCUCUAACUUGAUUCCACAGUAUGCUAUUGCAGUUCUUCGAUCAAACCUUUGGCCUGGAGCACAUGCCUUUGCUACAGGAAAGAAAUUUGAGAACAUAUAUAUUGGUUGGGGACACAAAUACAGUCCAGACAACUACAGCCCCCCACCUUCAGGAGUGGUUCAGCCAGAGUACACUAGUGGGCCAGAGAUUAUGGAAAUGGAUGACCCAACUGUUGAAGAAGAGCUAGCCCUAAAGGCAGCCCAGGAGGAACAACGGGCAGCUGCUGAGGAGAUGGAAGAACUGGGGGAGGAGGAGGAGGAAGAAGAGGAUGAUGAAUAGAAAAGCGAUGCUGUAAAAUUCAGUAAAUCCAGAAUCAAAAUAGUUGCCAUUUACUAUUCUGGUGGACAAAACUCAAAAUAUGAGAGCUUUCUUAAUGAAAGAUUCUGUUAGAAUAAAUAUUGCACUUUCUCACUAUUCUGUGCACAGUGCGUUGAAUGUCUAUUAUAAAAAAUGCCUUUUUAAUGUUUUUUUUAAAAGUGUCAUUGGCACAACAGGUAACCACCCUUGUCUUUGGUGCAGAAGGCUGCGAGUUCUAUUCCCACACCAUGUAGAUAGAUUACUGAGACUUCAGUGUAGCAGAAUGGGCAGUGUGAUCCUGAUUGUGUCAUUCUUUGGAUGAGAUAUUGAACUGAGGUCCCAUCUGCUUGAGUUGGUGGUAGCUUAAUUGGAUGUAAAACAUCCCAUGUCACCUGUUGAAAAUUAGUAGGGGAAAUUCCGCAAUACCCUGCACAAAUUUUCCGUAGUAGUAUAAAUACAACUUCAGACCUCCCCUAAAAAUGGCUUACUAGCCUAGUGCAGUAACCCAGUCAAAAAAUGUAUAGAUAAAGCUCAAGGUGUCUUUUAUUUGUUUAUCUUUCUUAAAUGUAACUCAAUUUUUAAUCUGUUCAAACUCAGUACAGCUUGGUUAAUAAAUUAUACUUUGAAGAUUUUAA